AUCACCCAUCAGCCAAGUUGUCUAUCUUCUGCAAACACAAACAUCAAAUUUGAAAUUAUUCAUCAAAUGGAUAAAAUUAUUUUAAUUUGUAAAGAUAUAUGUGAGAAUUACCUUUUGUGAAAUAGCAAGAUUACUCUCUUUAAACUAGUGUAAUUUGGUAACGAUAUUCAAUUGAAGUAUGGCUGCCUAUGAAAAUAGUAGAAAGCAAUUGAUCAGACCAGAUCUAAAGAAACUUAUUCAGCACAUCACUAAUUUUACGAAUGACAGUUAUGAGUACAAGCAAUGCGAAGCCUAUGCAUUUUCACAACUGCUGUAUCAUAACUAUCUAUCAGUGAACAGACUAGAAGUGCAGAGAACCAUCUAUGGACUCAUAGAUAAAUUCAAUAUCCAUGGCCUCAAUGAAAAAGCAAAAAACCUGGAGAUGCUAGUCGAUAAGUUUGUCAAUGCUGACCAAUUCAGAGACCAUCGUGAGGUAGAUGUUCAAUGGAGCGUACUCCAGUUGCUUGCCUGUCUGUCAGAUAAUCCUACCAGCUUGACUUUGGGACAGGAUUUUCAACCAACUUCAUCGAGACAAUUUUCCGUACAAAAUGAGGAUGGCGUUGAUCCAAGCUCGCAGAAUAAUGAUGCAAUCAAUUGGGCAGAGUAUUUAAAAGAAGGCAAUGAACGAUUCAAUUCAACAAAUGAUUGUGAUGAAAGUAUUGUUCUGAGUGAUUUGGAUGAAGGAGAAGCCAAUUCAGGUGAAAUUGAAGAGGAUUCUAGAUUAUCACACACUGUGCAUUCGAUAAAUGAAAGCUUACUGGAGCCAAGUAGGCCUAGUGUAGAUAGGCAACCAGUCAGUAAGCUCAUCGAAGAUCGACAUACAGAUCAUGAAAACAUUUUAAAGCGGCAAAUUCAGUACGAUUGGUGGAACGAUGAGACUCUCCGCAUUGAGCCAAAUAGUUCGCAUCCUUAUGCCACGCUUAUUUCACAUUGGGAAGAGCUGGAGAACAAGCACACACAUGGCCUGCUGCCGGUGGGAGGCACGCUGCUGAUGAGCGAGUACAAAGUGGUGCGUGAGGCCCUGUGGAUGCUGCAGCAGCCCACCACGACAUUCCUCUUCCAAGUCUCCGACCAAGGGCAUGUCGGCGUCAAGCCCAACAUAUCCAUCCCAAGCUUGACUCCGGAAUCGCUGGCUCAACUUUUGAAUGAGAGCUUCUGCAAGUACAGUGAGAUCAUUGUGAGGCUAUCAGGUUUCAUUGAUGAUGUGAAUGAUGGAGAAACUGAGGAUAAAUUACCGCCUCACACUUACCAGGCCUACUCUGCUGCGCUGCAAUGUCAGCUCAAUGUCUUCUCGCAGUUCGUUUGCAAAUUGGAAAAGAAGGUCAUGAUACAAGAGUCCACAAAUACUCUGAUUUCUGUGAUAGAGGAGUUGAGGCCAGAAUUUGAAAAACUUGAUUACCUGUUUUCGCUGCACAAAAUGUCGGUCUGUGAUUGGAGGACUGCUCAAGGAUGGUUCUCUUGUGUCAAACUAUUAGGACAUCUGUACAGUGCAGUGUGCACGAGCUGGAAAAAGGAGUUCACAUCUAUUGCUUUGGAACUUUUCAUCAAAUCUUUCCGUGUUUAUAUUCAAAUGAUAGAUUCUUGGUUUGCCGAGGGCAAAUUGUUGGAUGACAGAUCAGAGUUUAUCAUUGCAAGGUACGAAGAAGAUUUGAAAAUUGUGUCUUACAAUGAUGUAUUGGAAGAAAUGAAGAAAACAGAAAUAGCAUCAAUUUUUAACACCAUAAUCGAUUCAUCGUCUGACUUGGAGUGCAUUAGGCGGUUGGAUGAAAUCACUGCUUUAAAAACGGAAGUUGGAAAGAAGCAUGAUCUCUUCAACGAGUUCCUUAUAAAAGUUGGAGAUAGAUUUAGAAAAUUCAAAAGUGGAACUGAUGACGAUUUGGAAGCAGAGAACACAGAAAGCGACAGAGAGGACUCUGCCACUAUCACGGCAAACAACUGUCAUUCAAAGCCUUCACUCAACUUUCCGGCAAAGAAAGUGGACCAAAUGCUGUAUGAUCUGGUCACCAGCAAAAUAUUGGAGUCACCCUGGUUAUUGGCCGCUUUCAAACAAUACUAUCCAGAAAGGAAAUCAAAUAAUGCUGAGGAUCUCGGAAAUAUUGAUAGCUAUAGAAAUAUAAUCGAAGCUCAAACUGAAGACGUUACCCUGUGCACUUUGCCAGUACAUCACAUAGUUGAGGAUGUAUUAGUGUCACUGAUCACGGAGAGAGGCUCCAUCGCGUCGAAAAUAAUGGUCGAAGUGUUGAUGGACAGGUACAAACUGCAUCAACAUCUAGCGAUUCUGUGGGGCUUUUUCACGCUCGAGUCAUCACAUAUUGUGCCAUUGUUCUACAACGCACUUUUCACCAAGUCUCUUAUAAAUAACUCGAUUGAAGCCACUGAGAAUUCAUUGAACAUCUUAUUGGAUGAAUGUGUGGAGUGUUUUCCUCACGCUGAAUCUAUGAACGUGCAGCUGUCAGUUUCAAUUGAGGAACCAGAUUCAUGGUCUGAUACUAUUAUCGACUGUAUCGACAUUCACUACAAGGUUGAUUGGCCUCUAACUCUGGUCAUCACAAAUGAAGCAAUGAAAACAUACAACUCUAUCUUCAAAUUCCUAGUCCAUAUAAAAUGGGCGCUCCAUUCUCUGCACAAGUUGCGAUUUUCAGAUAUCAAAGAAACAGAAGAAAACUUUACAAGAUUACGUCUUUUAUACAAACUCCGACUGUUCCUAACGCAUUGCGUCUCAACGCUACACUAUUACUUUCUAUCUUUCACGCCCACUCACCUCAGAUCUAAAUUUGAGGAGUCGUUGAGUCGCUCCAACUCUCUCAACAAAAUUAUAAUUGCUCAUGAAAACUAUCUCGAAAAACUGAAAGUUCAUUGCUUAUUGAACAAAGGCAACGUUCUACUGAAAUUCGUUAAGCAGCUGCUUUUGAUGGGUGCUGACCUGAACAAACUGUGGCACAAAGAAUCGUCCGCACAACUGAAGUUUGAGGAGAUCAGUGAACUAGAAGAACAGUACAUCAGAUCUCACAAUGUUCUCAAUCUGCUCCUUAAAAAUGCCGUUGAACAGCAUCCAAAUCCAGCUUUACAACUUCUAUCCAUGGAUAUUGAAAGUUGCCUUCCCGUCUGUGAUAUUGAAAUGCAAGAUGAUCUAAUGCCAUGACAUGAAAGUCAAUAAGUGUAUUAUAUUAGUAGGCGACAACAUAGUGAUUCCCACACUACAGUUUUAAAUUUAUGUCUCAAAUGGCUAGCUUUGAAUAUUGUUAUUAUGUAAGUAAUGUACUAAUUUAGUGCUAAUUUUGAACCUAGUUUAUUGCUUUAUUGUAUUGUUAAUUUAUUCAAAUAAAAAUGAUUAAUUUAUUCUUA
This is a messenger RNA of Nilaparvata lugens (brown planthopper), 3384 nucleotides long. RefSeq names its product gamma-tubulin complex component 5 (gene Grip128). The record is from RefSeq and is a predicted model, not a curated record. Gene Ontology annotation, cellular component: spindle pole; equatorial microtubule organizing center; centrosome. Gene Ontology annotation, molecular function: gamma-tubulin binding; microtubule minus-end binding. The transcript has 17 exons. Gene Ontology annotation, biological process: mitotic cell cycle; microtubule nucleation; cytoplasmic microtubule organization. NCBI's taxonomy places the organism in Eukaryota, Metazoa, Arthropoda, Insecta, Hemiptera, Delphacidae. Bases 179 to 3181 code for a protein of 1000 amino acids.